Molecule: messenger RNA, 237 nt
Organism: Ilex paraguariensis (yerba mate)
Lineage: Eukaryota; Viridiplantae; Streptophyta; Magnoliopsida; Aquifoliales; Aquifoliaceae
Source: the annotation of a GenBank genome assembly
AUGGGUACGGGGUUCGUCAUCGGCGUGCUUGGAGUUCUGAUCCUUUCCCACGCGGCCUACUCUACCAUACAGUAUAGAGCGUUGCUUAAGAUCACAGAGGAGGAGUUCUCUGGACCCCCUAUCAACGUCGUAUUGGAGCUGAUUUUUGGAUUGAUUUUGUGCGUGUGGGCUGCACUGACUGUGCCAGGGAAGUUUUUAUCUAUACUCCCUGAUUCAGAUGAGAACAGGUGCAAUUAA